Molecule: messenger RNA, 1623 nt
Organism: Drosophila willistoni
Lineage: Eukaryota; Metazoa; Arthropoda; Insecta; Diptera; Drosophilidae
Gene: ana2
Exons: 2
Coding region: 104-1438 (444 amino acids)
Source: RefSeq, a predicted model, not a curated record
UAGCCCUAGCUGGCAGCAAAUACCAUCCCUAGUCCGGCUAUCGUUGUUCGUUUGUAUUUUGUUCUGAAAUCUCCCGCUCGAAUUCAAUUUGAUAAAACGAAAUAUGUUUGAGCUCGAAACGGAAGAUAUGUUGCCGCGCGCUGCACCAAGGCCAUGUGCUGGGAUGCCAACGGGCAUGGAUAUGGCAGCCAAUGAGCAAACUGUCAAGCCCAUAGUACCGGAAGUUUCCUUGAUAUUUGGUCCGAACGCACCUUCAGGAGUUCCACCCACAUCCAUGCAAUCACAAACUAACGCAGAUCCCAAAACGCAACCGGCUCCACCUCCCCCGAGUUUUGCAUCUUGGAAGAAGCAAAUGCUGCCUCGUGUUAACUUUUCGCCAGUCCUGUCGACAGAGUUGGGACCCCGUCCUAGCCAUACACAUAACCACAAUACUAAUCUGACCAGCAGCUCCCCUGGUUCCACAGUGAGCAAUGAAUACAUUAUUAUACCUAGAGAGCGCAUCUAUACAACAACAACAGCCUCAGCAGUAACAACUCCUCCUGCGUCGGCCAAUAACCCGAUUUGCUAUAUGGAAAAACGAAGGGAUAUAGAUUACUUACCAUCUCCGCGAUCGGUUAGCGAUGUCCUCACUAUUUGUGCAACCACACAAACGGAUAAUGUAAAUAGAUCCCCACCAGCCAAUUCACCAUUAACCCCAGGUAGAGGUGCGUGCUCACUGGAUAUAAGUAAUUUGGUCCAAAAGCAGGAUUUGGCUGCCCUUGUGUCUUUGUUAGAGGCGAUGCGUGAGGACCAGCGUCAAUUGAAACAAUUGUGCGAAUCUAUGGCCAAACAGCAACAAGCACGAACUGCUCCUUCUACCAGGACAUCAACAGGCUGCCAGUGUGAAAUCAUAACAAUUAAUCAAAAUAAUAAUGUCAAGCGCCACACACCAAUUAUUCAGGACUACAUAAUAGAGGAAGAAGAGCCACCACCGCCUCCUUGCAAUCCCAAAGUCGUUCGUACUCAACCUAAUCAAUACCAAUCGCCACGGCCCAUGGCCCAAUCAACUGGUUAUCGGGCCAAUACUCCAAAUGGCAAAAUAAUGCCUAUGCCCAUGCACAUGACAAAACCCAACACCGAGAAGAGUCUGGUCAUGAAUGAAUUGGCUCUCAAGUAUUUGCGUCAACCUGUCGAUGAAUUGAUGAGGGAACUGCAUGUAUCAGGGGAUUUGCCGGCAACAUCCUCCAAUGCACCACGCAGUCCCAUGGCCGAGCCUCUGCGUCAAAUUGAUAAUAUAACCGCAGCACAAAGUCCGAAUAAUAUGUCGAAUGCAUCUUAUAAAUAUCUCAAGAAAUAUCGCUUAUUGCCCGAAGAUGAAAUGAGCCCGGGGUCACCGCAGCAACAAGCAGAGCCCAUGCUGGAUCUGGAGAAUAUACGCAAUCAACCCAAGUUAUUGUAGAAUUUUAAAUUUGUAAAAGUUAUGUCCCAGUUUGAAUUAGAUUUAAGUUUAAAAAACUAUAAUUAAGAAACAUUUUUUUAAAAUAAUUACUUUUUUUGAUUAUAUUGUGUAUUGCAUAUUGUAGUUCUUAUUGUUUAUUGUUUUUCUUCUUCAAUUGAAAUAUAAUUGCUAUGUAUUGUUCAGUA